AUCAACGGUACUGGAAACAAACCUGGAGUGAUGCUGUCCGCCGAGGACUAACACGGCAAGUACGACUGUUUAUGCGCCGUUGUGCUCUGGCAGCCGUCACUGAUAUUUCUGACUCAGAGUAGAGUGACAGAAGAAUGAAGGACUUGCUGUCGGACUCGCCUCCCUUCACAGAUGUCUUGCUGAAGUGUUUCCUUUGCUAUUGUUUGAACUGUGUACUGUAAUAGCUUUGAGCUAACAUAUGGUGCACACUUGCCUUCUCCUGCGUUGUGCUCACACACAGUGGCCUGCAAAUAAAGGGACAACAUUAUUAGAAUAAAGCACCUUUUUGCACCAUCUCUGAGCACUCUUACUGCGUUUGAUUACAUUUUUUUGUAAGUUCUGGUCUUAACUGGCCCAAGCGUAAAGAAAUAUGGAGACCAACAUGGAAUACGUCGUGGAGCAGGUGAUGCAGAAAGACUUGGGGCGUCGACUGCAGGUUGGACAGGAGGUCAUAGACUACAUCCUGGACAGACAGAGGUCCCACGAUCUAGAGCACGAUCAGACCAUGUUGGACAGGAUGGUGGACAGCCUGGCAACUUCAUGGGUCAACUCCAGCAACUUCAAGGUGGCGCUACUGGGAAUGGACAUAGUAUCAGCUUUAGUAACCAGGUUACAGAGUCGUUUCAAAACUCAAAUUGGUACAGUCCUGCCUAGUUUAACGGAUCGUUUGGGCGAUGCCAAAGACCAGGUUCGAGACCAAGCCCAGGCUCUGCUGUUAAAAAUAAUGGACCAAGCUGCCAAUCCACAGUACGUGUGGGACCGAAUGCUGGGAGGCUUCAAACACAAGAACAACAGGACCAGAGAGGCCGUUUGCUUUUGCCUUAUUUCCACAUUAAAUAUAUAUGGAGCCCAGGGCCUGACUCUUAGCAAGAUUGUUCCCCAUAUAUGUAAUCUAUUAGGAGACCCCACAAGUCAGGUUCGAGAUGGAGCUAUGAAUUGUCUUGUGGAGAUUUACAGACAUGUUGGGGAAAGGGUGCGGAUGGAUCUUGGAAAAAAAGGAUUGCCACAGUCACGGUUGAAUGUAAUUUUUAGCAGAUUUGAUGAAGUCCAAAGAUCAGGGAAUAUGAUCCUGUCCACAGAUAAGAACAUAGAUGAUGAUGAUUCUGUGGACGGGGGGCGCUCUUCCUCAUCCUCUAAGGGAGCGGCAGCAGUGCGGCGAACAGGAUCCAUGCAUCGGCCAAGCUCCGCCUCCAGCACCAAGAGCACAGGAAAAGAGGGCUCGGGUGCCGGUGCGGUGGACGAAGAAGACUUCAUCCGCGCCUUCGAGGAUGUUCCCGCUGUACAGAUUUACUCUAGCCGAGAGCUCGAGGACUCCAUGACUAAGAUCCGAGAGGUCUUGGCAGAUGACAAACACGACUGGGAGCAGAGAGUGUCCGCGCUGAAGAAGGUGCGCUCGCUGUUGCUGGCCGGCGCGGUGGACCAUGAGCCCUUUCAGCAGCAGCUGCGGCAGCUGGAGCCAGCCUUCAAGCUGUCAGCUAAGGACCUGCGCUCGCAGGUGGUCCGCGAAGCCUGCAUCACCCUGGGGCAUUUGUCGUCUGUGCUGGGGAACAAGUUUGACCAUGGCGCUGAGACUGUCAUGCCUACCCUGCUUAACCUAGUCCCCAACAGUGCGAAAGUCAUGGCCACGUCUGGUGUUGCAGCCAUUCGCCUUAUUAUACGUCACACACACUACCCACGACUCAUCCCCAUCAUGACCAGCAACUGCACGUCCAAGUCCGUGGCUGUGCGACGGCGCUGUUACGAGUUUUUAGACCUUUUGCUUCAGGAGUGGCAGACGAGUUCCCUGGAGAGGCAUGUGGCUGUUCUAAUGGAGACCAUCAAGAAAGGAGUCCAUGAUGCAGACUCAGAAGCCAGAUCUGUUGCCAGAAAGUGUUACUGGGGUUUCCAUGGCCACUUCAGUAAGGAGGCGGAGCAACUGUUCCAGGCUCUUGAGCUGACCUAUCAGAAGGCGCUGCAGUCACAUCUGAAGAGCUCCGACAGUAUUAUGUCUCUCCCCCAAUCUGACCGCUCCUCUUCCAGCUCCCAGGAGAGCCUUAAUAGGCCACUGCCUGCUAAAGCCUCCGUGGGAAGCAGUGCAACUAGAACUAAGGUGGUUAGUACUCGAGUGUCAUCCACGCCUGGCGGGCUGCAGCGGUCGCGCAGCGACGUUGACGUCAAUGCCGCGGCCAGUGCCAAAUCCCGAAUGUCCGCUGUGCCUGCUGCUGCCCCCUUCAGCUCGGUAGCGGCGCUGCCGCCUGGCUCCUACGCUUCGCUGGAUGCAACUCCUGGUAAUGUGGAGGGUCGUGUGCGCACCCGGAGACAGAGUUCAGCCAGCAGCGCUGGAGGCAGAGCCUCUGUUACAGACAGUAGGGGGCGGAGCCGAGCCAAAGUGGUCUCUCAGUCACAACGAUCCAGGUCUGCUAAUCCAACGGGUGGUAAGACUCACGCUGGGAGUCGCUCCAGCUCUCCCGGGAAGCUAAUUGGUCAGUCAUAUGGAAAAAUCUCUCGUGCCACCGGCACAGUGACGCCCUCCGAGAAGCGUAGCAAGAUCCCACGGAGCCAGGGCUGCAGCCGCGAGACCAGCCCCAGCCGCAUGGGCCAGGUGCGGGGUAGUCGUAUCCCGCGGCCUAGUAUGAGUCAGGGCUGCAGUCGUGACACAAGCAGGGAGAGCAGCAGAGAUACCAGCCCCGCACGGGGCUUCACCCCCCUUGCGUCCCGGCGCCACUCUCGGUCUACCAGUGCCCUGACAGCGGGCGACACUCUGCAGACAGAUCGUUUUGGCCUUAUCCAUCAGGCGCGUAUCUCUGCCUCGGUCAACGCUAUGCGCAUCCUCAACACGGGCUUGGAGGUAGAGGCAGCUGUGGCUGAUGCCCUGCUUUUAGGAGACUCCAGGAAUAAGCGGAGGCCCGUGCGACGGCGCUACGAGUCCCCCGGCAUGUACUCUGAUGACGACGCCAACAGCGACGCGUCCAGCGCCUGCUCAGAGCGGUCCUACAGCUCGCGGAACGGCGGCGUCCCCCACUACUUGCGGCAGACGGAGGAUGUGGCCGAGGUGCUGAACCACUGUGCCAGCUCCAACUGGUCCGAGCGCAAAGAAGGUCUCCUGGGCCUCCAGAACCUUCUCACGAGCCAAAGAAUCCUCAGUCGUGUGGAACUCAAAAGGUUGUGUGAGAUUUUCACCAGGAUGUUUGCAGAUCCUCACAGUAAGAGAGUGUUCAGCAUGUUCCUGGAGACGCUGGUGGACUUCGUCACGCUGCACAGGGAGGAGCUUCAGGACUGGCUCUUCGUGCUGCUCACGCAGCUGCUGAAGAAGAUGGGUGCCGACCUGCUGGGCUCCGUGCAGGCCAAAGUGCAGAAAGCGCUGGACGUCACCAGGGAUUCUUUUCCAUACGAUCAACAGUUCAACAUUCUCAUGCGCUUUAUUGUCGAUCAGACCCAGACCCCAAACCUCAAGGUGAAGGUGGCCAUUCUGAAGUACAUCGAGUCCUUGGCGAGGCAGAUGGAUCCCAGCGAUUUUGUGAACUCCAGCGAGACGCGCCUGGCCGUCUCCCGCAUCAUCACCUGGACGACGGAACCCAAGAGUUCGGAUGUCAGAAAGACCCUGCAUAGCUGGGUGGGUGAGGAGCUGUCAGGCAGACUCAUGUUACUGGCCUCCCUGCCCGCCGAGGGCAACCUGGAGGAGAAGUGUAAGCAGGCCGCUCAGACCGUGCUGAUCUCCCUCUUUGAGCUGAACACUCCGGAGUUCACCAUGCUGCUGGGGGCCCUGCCCAAGACCUUCCAGGAUGGUGCCAGCAAGCUCCUGCACCACCACCUGAGGAACUCCAGCAACACCUCCGCCACGGGUUCACCCAGCAAUACGGUGGGGCGCACCCCCCCCAGACUCUCCAGUAACCGCUCCAGUCCUCUGACAUCACCCACAAACUGCUCGUAUGGGGGCCUCUCUCCCAGUCGUUUGUGGGGCUGGAGCUCCAAACCGUGUCCCUUCACCCCCCCUCCCCCCGGUCCCUCCGCCCCCUCUCUGCGGGCGCUGCGGCGGGCCUACUCGCCCAGCAUGCUGGAGUUCGACACGGAGAACCUGAACUCGGAGGAGAUCUACAGUUCCCUCAGAGGAGUGACUGAAGCCAUCCAGAAUUUCAGCUUCCGGAGUCAGGAGGACGCCUACGAACCAAUCAAACGCGACGACAAGAAGGAAGACGCGUGUGGUGUGGCAUCCUCCACCGUGGAACCCCGUGUUGCUGCGGAUGCAGUGGAGAGCAGCCGAACAGCCCUGGACAAUAAGACGUCGCUGCUGAACACACCGUCACCCCGGGCAUUCCUGGGGCCACGGGCACGUGACUACAACCCCUACAACUAUGCUGACUCCAUCAGCACCUAUGACAAGGCUGCCCUGAGGGAGCCCACGUUCGACGGCGAAGGGGAGCAGUUCCGCGAUGGUCGUCGACAAGAUUUUGGUGAAAAUAAAAUAAUGCAUCCCAAAAGUUAUUCUGCAGGCCCUACCCAGCAUGUGGAGCUGGUUGGUGACCUGCUGAAGGAGCUGUCCAAUCACAGCGAGCGCGUGGAUGAGAGGCGGGCAGCCCUGCUGGAGUUGCUGAAGGUUACCCGUGACGAUAGUGUGGCUGUGUGGGAGGAGCAUUUUAAAACAAUGCUGCUGUUGCUGCUGGAGACGCUGGGGGAUAAGGAUCACACGAUCCGGGCACUGGCCCUGCGCGUGCUGAAGGAGAUCCUCCGCAGUCAGCCGGCGCGCUUCAAGAACUACGCGGAGCUCACCAUCAUGAAAACGCUGGAGGCACACAGGGACUCGCACAAAGAGGUGGUGCGUGCCGCGGAGGAAGCGGCCUCCACCCUGGCCAGCUCCAUACACCCGGAGCAGUGCAUCAAGGUGCUGUGUCCCAUCGUGCAGACCGCCGACUACCCUAUCGACCUGGCGGCCAUUAAAAUGCAGACCAAGGUCAUUGAGCGCAUCCCCCAGGAUUCCCUGCGCCAGCUGAUGCCUGACAUCAUCCCUGGCCUGCUGCAGGGCUAUGAUAACACUGAGAGCAGUGUGCGGAAGGCCAGCGUGUUCUGCCUGGUAGCAAUCUAUUCAGUGAUUGGGGAAGAGUUAAAACCACAUCUUGCACAACUUACCGGCAGCAAGAUGAAACUGCUGAACCUGUACAUCAAGAGAGCUCAAACCACCAAUAGCAACAGCAGUAGCUCCUCUGACAUUUCCUCCCACAGCUAAAUCAAGCAAUCAUCCGGUCCAGACCCAAGCCAAUCAUAGCCUCGCUCCCCUUCUGGUCCAGUCCCAACGAAAAAUCUCGGCUCUCUGGGUUCCUGUCGAAGCAACUGCACUUCCACUGAGGUGUCCUUUCGGCUUAGGUGCCGGUUUUUGAAUCGUUCACUCCCACCGGAGCCACUGAUGUGUGCAAGAGUGGUGGUGCACUUGCAUGUGUGACAGCUCAGAAAUCCAGACGGUCCACUGCAGUGUAAGUGGAUUAUGAGACCCGUAUUUAAACGCAGGAGUGAAGGAAAGAUUCUGUCUUUGUGUCCACGAGCCAGUGGGACUGAACAGGAGUGGUCAGCUGUGUCUGUGUACCCAUGACAUUAAGAGAGUGUGUGCGGUUGUGGGUGUGCAUGUGUGGUGCCGUCCAUGCAGGAGAGCAGGCGUGUCUCAGUCCUGCCAGCCUUUGUGGCUGUAUUCCCCAACACAGUGAUCUGUUGUGACUGUUUGUCCCUUGCAAUAAGUGUAUCCCUCUCUUUAACACAUCAUUCCUUCAGUGCAGUGGCAGAACUGUUUUCUAAUCUCAUUUUUGUCACACUUAGGAGCAGAUUUACUGUAGUUUCUCAUGUAUAUUAAAAUCAACCGCAAAUACAAUUCAAGUAACUAGAUCACUUAAGAUUGUUCAAGAUUGGCUGAAGAAAACAUUCUGUCCAAUGACCUGCUGUGUUACUGUUAGCUUGUAUUGGCUGCUUCACUAAUUUAGGCCUUUUUUAGUGAAUGUAAGGACUUGUGACUGGUGGGUAUUUAUUCCCUCUGUAGUGAUGGACAUCUUUAACACUGCUCCCUCAGACUUCUGGAACGUUCUCUUUGUGCAUGUUAAGUAUUAGGGAUUACAGAAAAAACUUUUUGUAGGGGCAUUCAAAACUAUAUAUGCAAAAACAAAGAUUGUAUUUGUACAGUGUUUCAUUUUGCCCAGUGGGAACACACACACAAAAAAAAAAUGAAGGGUGAAUUUAUUCCUCAUUUUAGUAUGUAAAAAUUUGUAUAGAAGAUUUCUUUAAGUAUCUCCCAUUCCACCUUUGGUUUGGCUUGACGAUCAUUUGGCUGGUCCAGUGACUUACCUGACAAGGUCUCUUUAGAAUGAAAUACUACAAAAUUUAGGGGAGGAUAAAAAUACUUUUAAUUGCCUUUAGCUUUGAAGACCAAAAAAGUUAUUUUAACCGACCAGGAUAUCAGUAACUAAUUUGAAGGCUCAAAGACAGCACAGCUACUUCUGUCAGUUCUCAAGCUCAAAAUACUACAAACUAAAAGACUUUUGUCUGAACAGACUCCAAUAUAUGUUCUGUGGAAUCCUAAAGUUUUUAGAGCAAUAACGCAAAUGAUCCAAAUUGGAUUUACUGUUAGUCAAACCACUGUUAAAAUCCAAUUUUAUGGUUUCCAGAAGGUGAGUGCCUACAUGCUCUUUUACCGUGCUCCCUCACUUGGUUUUAAAUCAUCUCUGAAUCGAACCGUGGCUCUGUGUUGUCCUAUAUGCUGUGGAGGAAUGUUGACAGUACAUUUAUUUUCUUUUGUUUGACUUGUCGGGCCUUCCAUAGUUCUGGUGACCAAACAUUACUGAAUUGGUACUCUUCUGAAACGGGAAGGUGCCUCAGUGGUUUUCGAGUUGACUGGAGACGGGAAGUGUCUGGAGCGCUCUAGUAUCCAGCGUGGAGCCUGGUCUUCCCAAUGCAUUCCGUGUGUUAGGACAAAGAUAGGCAAGUCUGUGGUAUACUGUGCAAAAAAUAAAAUAAAAAAAACAACUAAAAUUUGCUGAAGGAGAUAUGGCCUAUCUUUUUGUAUCAGUAGCAAACUCGAUGGGUGAAAAGCAUGAAGAUACUAAGACUCAGAAGAAAAAGAGAAGAGAAAGCAUUAAGAUGACUUAUUUUAAGGUUUUAUAGUACUGAAGAGGUUCUCCUGCAUGCCAGUGAAUGCAUGCAUAUUUAACGCUCACUAACAACAUCUGUAAAACUUGCGUUUCCUUCUACCGUUACCACGGUGCGUUAAUUACUAAGCUUCCUACACUAUGCGACACUAAUAUGAGCUUACUUCAGAUGAAUAGGUAAUAAGACACCGGGUUGUGUGUGUACUGUAGAUGUUUACACGUACACUUCUUGCAUAGGGCGCUAUUUGCAGACUUGUUAGGGUCCCUAGUUUUGCUAGGUUUCCUAGGUCCCAGCUGUUCCCAGUGUGUGGAGGGGCUGAGUGCGAUGCACACUAUCUACCUUAUCUUCCUGUUCACUAGUAAUAAUGUCAGGCACCACUUUGUCCACAUGAGCUGCAAAUGAAGUUCUUUACUUUGUGUGUGCAUAAGAAAGAGAGAGAGAGUAUGUGUGGGUGUGUGUGUGUGUUUGUGUGUGUGUGUCUUAUUGUCUUUCUGUCUGUUUAAGGGAAAAGCCAGUGUUUCACGGAGGACUGUUACAAUGGCAGCCAGUACAAUGCUCUCUCGCUUUUGCUGAUGUAUUGAAAUAUUAGACAAUACCACCUAUCGCUUACUGCGUAUGCCUUUUGUUUAGCUGCUCUUAUUUAAUAUCCAUAUCUGUAUUUAUAUUUUUGCUUUAUUUUGCGUGCUCCACAGUGACUGUACAUAAGACCUGUUUUUGUUAACUUCCACCUGUGAUAGAAUUUGCAAUCUGUAAACUUUAUUUGCUCUAGAUAAACAAAACCUCUGAAUUUUCCACCUGCCAGACCUUGACUCUUUCCUAAAGUGAUGUUUUGUUCAAGUUCUGAUGUACUGUACAUAAUAUACAAUAUUGCAUAAUAUAA
Electrophorus electricus (electric eel) is the source of this 8020-nucleotide messenger RNA. The record is from RefSeq and is a predicted model, not a curated record. NCBI's taxonomy places the organism in Eukaryota, Metazoa, Chordata, Actinopteri, Gymnotiformes, Gymnotidae.